Cucumis sativus (cucumber) is the source of this 1863-nucleotide messenger RNA. Its product is annotated as RNA-binding protein 38. The record is from RefSeq and is a predicted model, not a curated record. NCBI's taxonomy places the organism in Eukaryota, Viridiplantae, Streptophyta, Magnoliopsida, Cucurbitales, Cucurbitaceae. The transcript has 6 exons. The coding region runs from base 558 to 1391 and encodes 277 amino acids. Gene Ontology annotation, molecular function: RNA binding.
AAUGAUAAAUAGAGAGGGAGGGGGGAGGGGAGGGGGAGGGGGAAGGCAUUAUUUUGAAGGGGAGAGUGGAGAUUUUUAAUGGUAAGACAGAGAAGCAAUUCUCUCACUCACCUGUCAUCUCCUAUUACAUCACCCACCAACCCACUUCUUCCACCUCCCCAUCCAGCAAAUUAGAGUUUGCACCUGUCGGAUUUUCUUUUUCUUUUCUAUCUAAAUAUAUUAUAUCAACCACCACCAACGGCUUAAACCGUGUGUGCCACUCUCAUCACCAUUUUUUUUUUUUUCCUUCUUCUUUCUUUUUCCUCUACAACAAUAUGGACUUUCCCCUUACUACUCCAACAAAAUCAAUUCAAUUCCAUUGAGAACAACCACACACAAAUUCCCAUUUUGGUUUAAUUACUGGUUUUUACUUUAGAUAUAUAUAUAUAUAUAUAUAUAUAUAUAUAUAUAUUUGAUGCAGCAGAUCAAGAAUAAUAACAGAGAAAAUCAUCAUCAACAACAACAACAACAAGAAGAAGUAGAAACAGAAAGAGGAGGUUUGUUUUCUAGGGCGGCAUAUGGCUAAUUAUCCACAUUACCGAUCUCAAUUUGGAGAUACAACUUUCACUAAAGUCUUUGUUGGUGGUCUUGCUUGGGAAACUCCCACUGACCAAAUGCAAACUUAUUUUGAACAAUUUGGUGACAUUCUUGAAGCUGUUAUUAUCACUGAUAAAAACACCUCCAAAUCUAAAGGAUAUGGAUUCGUCACAUUUCGUGACCCUGAAUCUGCAAGAAGAGCUUGUGCCAAUCCUAACCCAAUAAUCGAUGGAAGACGUGCAAAUUGUAACAUUGCUGCAUUGGGUCGACCUCGGCCUUCCCCUCCACGAGGACGAGGGCAAAGUAGUGUAAAUCCAUAUCAAGGAAGUACAAUGCAGGCACAAGCAACACCAUCCUAUGGUGGAGUCCCGUCCCCGUUAAACCAGCCACCCAUUCCUCCGCCGCCUCCGCCUGCACCCCCCGUCGUAUAUUCACCAUACGGAUACCCAGCUUACAGUCCAGAUUAUGGGUACCACCACCACCAUCAAGCAGUGUACAAUCCACAAGUUCAACAGCCACAAAUGUAUCAACAAACUCCAUAUUAUUAUGGUUAUUCAUCAAGAGGAACAACAUUCCCAAAUCCUUCACAAUCACAUCAACAUCCUCGAUUAUUACUACCUCCUUCAUAUGUCUACUACCCUCCCCCUCCCCCUCCUCCUCAAUUUGAACCUUCUUCCUUCAAUUAUCCCCCUCAACCUCAACCACAGAUAAUUCGACACCGUUUUUCCUCAACAGAUUCACAGACAUCACAACAAACUCCAACAGAAGCUGAAGCUGGAGGUGUUACUUCUGAUAUUCAAAGUCCAACCUCUUGAGAAUUAAAUUAAAAUAAUUCAACAAAUUUUAAAUCAAACCCAAUUCCAAAUUAUUAUUAUGGAGAUAGAAAAUUUGUAUAAAGUUGAUGGAUUUGACAUUUUAUCUUUGAGAUCGAUCCUCCAAUUCUUUUUUCUUUUCUUUCACCCAUUUUUAUCUCUGCUUUUCGCAGAGAUUGGAAGGCCAAUUUUUAGACCAAAUCCAUCUUUUUCUUUUUUUCUUUCUAUCUCCAUUCCUCUUGAGAAGAACUUCAUCUAAUCCACAACCCACUUUUUUUUUUCUUUUUUUUUUUGUAUUAUUAUUAUUAUCAAGUUUAAUGUAUUGGUGUUAUCAUUAAUCCCAUGUUUGGUUUAAGGAAGAUAUGGGAAUUAAUUUAUGAUCAAUUGAACUAUUAAUUGAUGUAGUUGUCACUUUUUUCUUUUCGUUUGGGUUUAAUUCUUCUCAUUGGAAAUAUGUCUAUGGCUUUACAGUAAA